Messenger RNA from Aegilops tauschii subsp. strangulata, 1665 nucleotides. NCBI's taxonomy places the organism in Eukaryota, Viridiplantae, Streptophyta, Magnoliopsida, Poales, Poaceae. The record is from RefSeq and is a predicted model, not a curated record.
AUGCAGGCCCCGGCGCCGUAUCAAGUGCCGGCGAAGGAGAUCAAGGAGGAGAGCAAAAAGGCCAAAGGUGGCCUCCGCUCUAAAGGUACACCGGACGCUAUGUCCGGAGAGACCAGAACUCCCUGUUCUGAAGACGAAGGGGAAGAAGAAGCUGAUAUCCCUUCUCCUCAGGGGAAGAAAAGGACCACCUCUAAAGAUUUUGAGGUGGAGGCUCCUAAGAGAGGGAAGAUGUCCCUAUCAGGCGGUUCGGGUUCGGGGGACGACGUUGCUGCACAGUUCCUUCGUAAUGACAAGCCUUUCGCCGAAUCUCCGGCCCGUAGUCUUCCUCAACAGUCCUCCUCCUCGGGUGACCUGCUUCCGGAGAUGAUGGAAAGCGAGACGCCUCCACAGGCUUCCUCGCCCCUGAGGGCGGACGACUUCGAGGUGUCGUCCCGGAGGGUCUCCCCCGAUCAUCAAGUGGCUGUUAUGUCCAUGGCGACUGCCCACGCUACGGAAGUUGCAGAUUUGAAGCAAAAACUUGAGUCAGCGGAUGAGGACAUUACUCUUGCUAACAGGCGGCUCGACGAGGCACAAGAUGGUGCUGCUGCAGUUGAGACCCAUCGGGCUGAACUUGCCCGAGCCAAGGAGCAAGCCAGACAAACCUUCGAUCGCCUAAGUGAGAUAGCAAAUGAGCUUCAAGGCCUCGGCGCCAAAGACAUCACUGACCAUGAAGUUGUGAAGAAACUGCUUCGAUCUCUUGACAGUUCAUCUGACACACUUGUCCUGAUGAUUCGUGAGCGAGCUAAUUUCAAAACCCUCAACUCUGCUGAUAUUAUGGAGAGGCUGAACACCCAUGAGGAACAAGAAGAAGAGAAAAGAGAUCUCUAUGGCUCGAGUCAGCGUAAAAAUCAUGCUCUCAAGGCUGUAGCUGAUUCUUCCUCCGAUGGAAAUGCCAAAGAAAAUUCAGAUGACCCAGAAAGGCUCAUCAAAGAUCUUGCGUUAAUCACAAAAAGGUUCCAGCGACUUGACAGGAAGAGCCAGUUCCAGAAGAAAGACUGCCCUCUCUGGGAAGCUGAAAUCCGUGCGAGUGGAAGAUAUGAUUCAGGCAACUAUCGAGGCAAAAGCAAGAGCAAGAACUAUGACUCCGAUGAUGAGAAGAAAACGAAUAAGUUCUUCAAGAAGAAGGACAACUCCACUUCAAAAUCUUCGUCAAGAUCUUCGUCAAGGAACCCUUCCAAGUCCUCCUCCAACCGCAAGAAUAACUAUCGCAAGGCCAAGGCGUACAUCGGCAAGGGGAUGGAUUCUGAUGAAGAAGAAUCAUCUGACUCCGAAGAAGCUGAUGAAUCUGAUGAGGAUUCUGACUCCGGCAUGGCUGGCAUAGCAUGUGCCACUUCCCCUGCUGCAAACUUCUUCGGGAACCCAUCAAGCGACUAUGAGUCUCCUGCCUACUGCUUCAUGGACAAGGAAUCAAAAGAAAAGGUAUCCUCCAAACAUCACAAGGUUCACUCCAGUGAUCAAUAUUCUUCUGAUGAGGAUGACCAUGAUAAGUUGAUCAAAAUUGCUAAUAUUCAACAAAACUCUCUCGGGAAAAUUGAGAAAACCCUCAGGAAAUCUGAAGGGUUGUUAGUUGAGGAGAUGGAGAAAAAUCCGUCGUUGACUGAAGAGUAUUCCACUCUCAAGUCAUGA